This is a messenger RNA of Chara braunii, 1471 nucleotides long. NCBI's taxonomy places the organism in Eukaryota, Viridiplantae, Streptophyta, Charophyceae, Charales, Characeae. The record is from the annotation of a GenBank genome assembly.
CGUGGGGUCGAUGGACUCAUCAUCGCCCUUUGGCCGGGGGACGUACCCGCCGCAGUCGCAACCUCGCGGCACGCAGCCGUCCAUAGGUGGAAUUGCCUUCCAUUCUCCGCAACCACUCGCUGGAAGGGGGGGAUCUUCAAGGACGGACGCGGGGGUGUGGGGGAGUAAUCCGCAGCAGUCUCGCAACCGUCAUCACACCGGCCGCAAUGUAUGCCGCCUUUAGGGCAGCCUGUUGUCAGCCGUGGCGUUGUGGGUGGUGGCGAGACCUUUAUGAAUGGCAGGUCAUCUCCGGUUGAUCAGGGCUACCGGCAACAAACUCCAAUGGGGCCGGGUACCAUUCGGUACGACGAUGGAGGUGCAACUGCCCCUACGCCAGGUGAAGACCGCAUGAAGGAGGACGGGUAUGCACGCACAGGAGAGGAUUGCUCAAAGAAAUGGACGGAGCUGCAGAAAAAGGUUCGGGAAAUAAGGGAUGCAUGCGACGGAUCGGGCAAACAGCCAUACUGGGAUCUAACAACGGAGGAGAGAAAGAAAUUGAACAUCCCCAUGACUUUCGAUCGGCCCUUGUGGGAUGUGAUGGAGUGGUACCGCCUCAAGGCUGCUUUCACCAUGGACAACACAAUGGCAUCUGAGGAGUUGAGAGGGAUGGGUUCUGCAACUGCUAGCGAGGCGGGGUCAGAGGGCGGGGGAACAAAGACUUCAGGUGGCGCACCGAAGACUCGGAGGACGAACUCCGGGAAAGUUCGUGGUUCCGAUGUCGGGCAAGGUGUGUCGGCGAUGGCGGCGGCUAUGGAGGACACGAGCCGAAGACUGUGCGAAGGUCUGGACACGGCUGCUGGGACGUUGGCUUCGGCUACCACAGAAGAGGCCGCUUUGAUGGCGGCACGGCUGGGCGACAUGGCAACGAAGAUCGGCCACGUCGCGGGGGCAAUGCGGCAGGGGAACUCCGUUUUGGAGUUGCUCGUGGGUGUGAUGGCAGGUAGACGUGGCGGAUCACCUGCCGGGGAACAAGGGGGGGGGGGGGGGGGGGACAUGAGCGGUGACAAGGAGCGGCGAAAUCAUGGCCAGGCAAGCGAGCGCGACAGGUGGUUCAGCCGCCCUUUGGAUGCGUUCGGCCGCGAAAUAACGAAGAAAUCGUACCGUUUCUACGGCGUCGACGUCAAUGAAAGAGCUGCCGUGGACAUUGAUGCUGCCCUCGGUUUUCAGAGGCGGUCAUUGUCACAUGUGCUCCUAUGGGUGAAGAAGACGGGGGAUUUCAUCCCCGACGAGCAUACGUCGAUGCCUGACAUCGUCGGAGAUAUCGUUGAGAGGUUUUUGGACAACCUCGCGUCCGAGCACGCUUCGAGUUUGGAUAUGGGGGCCUUUUACUACACUUUCUUCGACCCCCCUCUUCUCCCCCGUCAUUAUCUGCAUGGGGAGAUAAGGCUUUGAAUCAGCGCAUGGUGAUUCCUCCAUCGCUAGCUUGAAACGU